AACAAGAACCAACGUAGGCGCGUGAAGAAUACCAAUGCGCAUUCUUUUAUUCUUACACAAAUAGCCCCUGUUAAAAAGAACUGCCGACCUCUGAAUCUUUCAAUAGUAAACAUCUAUAUUCCUGCUGGACACGGGAUCAUUCAUUCGUGAAGUAAUACAAUAGACUUGUAUUUGCAUAGAAGUAGCCUCUUCUUUUGGGGGUUGUCUGCCUGUUAACAGUUGAAGAUUCUUGCAGACCGAUGAGUGUGUGUGUGUGUGCUUACUGAAACCAGGUGCAUGGUGCAAUGCUAUUAGCAUGGUGCAAGUAAAAACUACUUGCAGGGACAGAGCAACGGGUUUCUAAGUAUUAGUCAAAGUGAAUAAACAUGUGCCAUAUUUAAAUUCUAGGUAUUAAAUCGUGUAUAAACGUGUCCAGUUGAGGGAAUAAUUAAAAAAAAACACUGCACUGUCUGCAUUCUGUACUGACCCCCAAAACGAUCAGAGUCUACUUCUCGUAGAAUUCAUGAUGCCUACAACAAGCGGCUCAGGUCAUUUACUACUGUGACUCCGAUAUCUUGCAGGAUCCUGCAUCGUAUAAUGAAUGGAUUCUUCCAACAGCUGCACACAGAUAACCCCCUGUUGGUGGACUUGACAAGGAACUACCAGGCUGACUCUGCACGUACGGUACAUUUACAUCAUUGAGGAGUUCAAUGACAUUUCCAUGUCGUCAAAGUUAUGAUCACGACUCAGCUCGAAUCAUAAAACCCCGUGCAAGGAAUACAACAUGGAUUGGAUAUAUAUAUCGCUUCCUGAAAACCUCCUAUAUCUUGCUUUUCAACGAUUUUGUAUACAAUUCUUCAGGAUCAUGAACGGUUCUUACUAUAGUCAUUUAUCAGACAUUUCAUAGAUUACUCUCUGUUAGACGAAGAUCAAUUAGAAUUUAACCGCAAAUGCUCUCCGAAAUUAUUUAAUGACUGCUGUACAUAUAGUUUCAGAUUUCUAUCGCAUUACUUAAACAUUCAACUCCGGAAACCAGAAGCAUAGACAAAUUGUUCACUCGCGACACACAACAUGGAUAGGAAAAAUGUGGCCUCUAUUGCUUUUCUCCAGCUUGUGGUUUUUCUAGCAGUGAGGUUGGCCGCUUCGGUUCAAACAUUCAAUGGAAUUGCAGAAUUGGUCAUCGAAUCGUCCAAUUUUUCGCUUUCGGACGACUUCCUUCUAAAUCUGGAAACUUCUUUGGAAAGCAUGGUGUCAGGAGAUGUUGAUAAUGUAGUAGUUCCUCAAAAUAGAAGUAAUGAAGCUGACCGAAUUAUGAUUUCCUUUCGAGGACUUUUUGACGACUUUGAAUCAGUUCUUGUUUGUCUACGAAGCAAUACGUUUUAUUACAAGAAUGGGGUUGCAAAUGUAAGCUAUUCCAUUGCUUCUGUAUCAAUGCAAAACUUUCCAAAUGAUUUUGAAAACGAUUGCACUGCUAAUGAAAAAAAACGUUGCUUAUUUUGAAUACUUUGAAGAGGACUGUCGAUUCAGGACGCUGGAGUGUGAAUUAAAUCUUGAUUUAAAACGGCUGUAUAGAUAUGAGAUUCAUGAGUCUGGGUCAGUUUUAUAUAGCUUCUUCUGCAUCUCUGUCAAUCCUGAUGAGGAAUAUGAAACUGGGUUAUGUACCGAUGCUGGUGAUUGGUUGAAACUAGAAUGGGAAAAACAGAAUGAUUCAAUUUGCACGAUCAAUGAAACAUUAUUCGUUGCGUUGAAACCAGAAUUUCUAUUCAUUGAUGAUACAGGCAUGGAAGAAAUUGCCCCCAUCGAUACAUUCCCAUAUUCGCUUAACUGCACAAUAUAUUUUUUUGCACUGCCCACGGCCGAUGCACCCCCCAUUAUUCCCCUACGCGGCGAUCAGACGUGGGACAAACUUCCAAAAUGGUUGAAGAUGUGUCUUCGAAUCCUCAACGGAUUAUCUUCAGCUGCACUUCUAUUCUGCCUGCUCACGUUUGUCAUGUUCAAAGAGCUCCGUAACACCCAUGGUAAGAAUGUCCUGAGCCUUGUAGUUGCAGGGUUGCUGUCUCUCUUUUACACAUCAGGGUACAUCCCACUUGAAACUGAUAAUCCUCAACUCUGUGCAUUCUUAGCUACUCUCAUCUACUACUUUGUACUUGUACCAAACUACUGGUGGACGGCUGUUGCCAUUUUCAUGGCGUGGACUCUUGGCAGGAAAGGUAUUCAUCGCAUGGAUGAGGUUUCUGGAAGCCGCUUCUUUCUUCUCCUUUCCCUCUUUGGGUGGGGUCUUCCUCUAAUAUUGGCUCUUCUUGCCGUCUUUCUGCACAUUGGAGGCAUCAAGAUCUAUGACAUCGACGAAUACUGCUGGCUUAUCGAUGGAUGGCCGACGUAUCUCAUAACAACACAAAUUUUUAUACCGUUCCUUGUAGGCUGUGUUCUUUUUGUCUUGGUGGUUCAGAGAUUAAGGGAAACACGACUCGAUGUGGCAUCGAUGGACUCGGGUGGAAAGCAUAGACGAAGGAAUGAACGUCAAUUAACGAUAAAGAUGGCGGCAAUCUUUGGUGUUCUCUGGCUUCCAUCUUGGAUCUUCUACGUGGCGUUCCUGUUCAAACCCAUCUCUAGUCUUGCCAUCAUCGCUCAGCUUCUGAACCAACUCUCGACCUUCAUCCUACCAAUCGUGUUAUGUUUUAACAAACGAGUGGCUGCUCUCUGGAAGGCCAGGUUGGCGCCAUUGAGGGAUCGUCUCAGCAGUUUAACACAUAGUACGAGUCUCGCUGAUUCCCAUAACAUUCAAACAUAUUCAGUGAAUAAUAAAGCCUUUAUUCACAGCGACGAGCCUCCAGUAGACGGCAAUGGUGUACAGCUUCGUGAUAUAGAUAAUUAGUGAAACUAACUAACUUAUACUAUAUGGACCUACUUUAACAUGAUAAUUCAUAAAAUUUCAGGCAAACAUUGUAUCGUUUUAAUGUUGCAUUUAUAAGAGAAGUUUAUAAUUGAGCUUCUUGUGAGAGAAAUUUGCCUAGUGCGUAUUCCAUCGUAUCCCUAGCACAACACAUAACAGAAAGUUCGAAAAUAUACGAAAAUUUCCUCAUAAAUAUAUGACGUUGUUGCCUGCGUAUAGUAAGCUGUUUAGAGGGAAAGGGCAUUGUUUUUGGUGUAGAUAUAUUAGUUGCUAAUGCUUUUACACAUAUGUUUGACGUGUAUUUCAAGAAAUAUAUUUUUCUUUUUAACUCUCUCAAUGGCCGCUAUCUAAUUGAAUUAGUAAAUCAUGGACCAAUAAGUUAUACAGUCGUCAACCGUACAACAUGAAAAGUUCAGUUCCUUUCAAGUUGUAACAUUUUUUAAUGUUAAUGAUUUAAUCUGAGAAGAUUGGCCAUAUAUGAGAAUGAUAAAGUAAAUAUAUGUGAAGAUGAAGUAAUAGAUUAUCCGUUCAACAGAAAGGGGUCGAGGUCUAGUAGACGUCACCGGACUGUGGAUCACAUGGUUCGCCAUUCGAUUCCUGCCGGCCGGGCCCUAAUGUCUUUUGGCAAGACAAAUCUACAUUUGCCACACUCGACACAGGUGAGGUUAAUGGUAUACCCGGCAUAAAGAAAGUCGAGCGCCUUUUCAUGGUAGCUCGGCUAAAGCCGGGGUAAUAGGGACUUUUAGAUUUGCGUGGACUGAUACGUGUGACGUCCAUUCAAGGUAGUGCAUUAAAAGGACGUCGAC
Messenger RNA from Strongylocentrotus purpuratus (purple sea urchin), 3678 nucleotides. RefSeq lists its product as uncharacterized. Gene Ontology annotation, molecular function: G protein-coupled receptor activity. Gene Ontology annotation, biological process: G protein-coupled receptor signaling pathway; cell surface receptor signaling pathway. The record is from RefSeq and is a predicted model, not a curated record. Lineage: Eukaryota; Metazoa; Echinodermata; Echinoidea; Camarodonta; Strongylocentrotidae. The transcript has 3 exons. Gene Ontology annotation, cellular component: membrane. The coding region runs from base 1427 to 2854 and encodes 475 amino acids.